Caretta caretta (loggerhead turtle) is the source of this 1692-nucleotide messenger RNA. Lineage: Eukaryota; Metazoa; Chordata; Testudines; Cheloniidae. The record is from RefSeq and is a predicted model, not a curated record.
GCUUUGAAGCAAUGACCCCUGUUUAACACAAGGAUCUGGACCAUGUACCAUUAUGGUUUUGUGCCUCCAGAGCAUUAUCCAAGCAUGAACCAGCCCUCCCCGUACACCUACCUGCCUCUUGGUCCUGGCAGACUGGUUGAAUCUCCAAACUCCACAAUGUUCCCUCCUAUCCAGAUGCACAACCUCUAUAGCCAGCCUGUCACCACCACCAUGGACUGGAACGGCCACCAUGACUAUGCAGGAAACCAACUAGAGUAUCAUCAUUUCUAUGGCACCAACCCAUACUUCCAUCCUCACCCCUUCUGGCACUUCUCUCCAGUGACCCCCAUGUCUCUGUACAACCCCUAUGCAAACUAUAAUCCAUAUGCAGCAUACCAGAGGCCAAGCCAGGGUCAGGACAUAUGGCCACAGGGCUUCACCAUGAGAGGGGAGCUUCACUGGGGGAAACUAGAGAGGGUCUUUGGACCUAGGCGGGAACUUCCAGAGUUUGUGAAGGAGGAUCUCCGCAGGGUUUAUGGCACCUACCCAAGGACUGAUGUUUCCAUAACCUUCCAGAACAGGGAAUUCCUGGUGAAAGGAGACCCCAGAGUGGGAGAACAGGACUACACAGUCGAAAAGAGAGUCAUCCGAAGGGAUCCCACCCCAACAGCUAGCGAAGCUGACGAUGACAGCGAGGAACGAAACAGGAAGAAGAAAAAGAAAUCUAAACGUUGAUUGAGCCAGCUCCCUACAAAACUGGUGCUCCUUGUCCCCACGGCCAAAGAGUUGGCAGCUGAAUUCUGGUGCUUGGGAAGAAUACUGGGAACUAGCAUGGGCAUACAAUGCUGUCCACUCCCCUUAGGCAAGUUUUGAACUACUGCCAAAAAUGUAAUUUUAUUUAAUUCCUCUACCUACUUUCCCCACGCUCCAUUAUCACACGGACAUAGCUUAUACUCCCAGCUGACUGACACGUACUACACAUUCCUCCUACCCUCCCCAUGUGCACCUCAGUAUCGGUUGGUCUCUUGGAUAUUGGCUUUGAAUGAGAAUGUAUAGGCUUCCAUUUGGCUGACCAAAAUAUAGUCACAAUCUGCUUGCUAGACUGUGCCCCUUUAGAAGAGGAGUUGGUGAGCCUUUUUUAACUAGGGAAAGGAGCACCAUCCCACCUGUCACUAAUUUGGCCUCUUGUUGGCAGUCCUCUGCAGGGUGAAUAGCCAGGAAGACUGGACUCCCUCCAUCUCUGCCACCUUGCCACGCUUCUGAGGACAGUGUGGUUUAGUGUUCAAACAAGACACCUUCACGUGCAGCUGUCUUUUUGUACACCCCGUAAUUACUGCUUCAGACAGAAGAUUGUACCGUUCGUUGUUCGCUAUGGAAUUUUUGUGUCAAUUCUUCACUACAGGCUGGAAGAAGGUGAUGUAAAGAGAUCCCCUUGAACUCACUGGCGGGUCUGGUGAUCCCUCUUUCUGACUUCAUGUCCUCAUUCUGAGGACACGAACCUACUGUAUCUUCCUUCGCAGAAGAACCUAACUCAGAUCCAAGUCAGCCCAGCUAUUGCCAGGUGGGCACGGGAAAAGACACAACUGUGGAUGCCAGUUUAUGAGCGCCACUGACAUGCUUCAGAUCUCACAGCUGUUGUAUGUUCCACAGUGCUAGCCUUUUUCCCCUUGCCAGGUCUGAAGAGGGGAUCUACUGCUUGCAGGGCAGGCUGCA